UUGCCAUUUGAACAUGACCCCAGCAGCUGCUAGACCGUGCACCCGGGCAGCGGGCGGAUUGUGCACAGAGCAAGAGAGCGUGUGACACAGCAAAGGAGCAAAGUCACAGAGCUAUGGACGUCACCAAUGACCCGCUGCUAGACGAGCGCAGCAGAGAUGCCCCCACACUACUGCCCUCCCUGCAGAAUCUUCUGCAACUCUCGCACUCCGGAGACACCGAUGACCAAGUCCAGGCGGCGAUGGGAAUCUCUGCGAUGGUGAAGCGCGUCCGGAUAGAGCCCUCUUCCUUCGGUCCACUCUGCCACACCCUCUCCAGGCUUGUGGCCAGCGAGCACCAGGCGGUUGUGGCCUAUUCGGCGCGGAGCAUCAAGAUAUUGGUGGUGGAUGAUGCUUUGCGUCCGCAGGCAGCAGCGGCUGGGAUACCCAGCGUGCUGGCGACGGCCUUAAAAGUUCGAGAGGGCGACACGGCGUGCCUGAGGGAGAUCUUGGGGGCUCUCCAAACCCUUUGCUACGAUAUGGAGACGGUGCUUUCUGUGAUCACGACCGGAGCGCUGGAGUCCGUGCUGGAGUUGUUGAGCACGAGCAACCUGGAGCUGAAGAUCUUGUCGAUGGCAAUAGCUGCCAACGUGCUAUCCUUCUCGGACAGCCUUCUGACGGCGCACGAGGAGUGCAUCGACGCCUUCCGUGACCGGAUGGAGGCGUUACUCGACCCUGUCAAGAGUCACCGCUCCAAUGAUAUGGAAAGAGACGUAGCGUUGGCGGCGUUGGCCAACGCCUGCGGCCACCGAGUGCUCGCCGAGCGGGCAAUGUAUCUCGGGGCUAUAGAGCUGCUGAGGAAAGUCCUCAAGAAUAGCAGGAAUAGAAUUUUAGAUGUAGCCCGGACAAACGUUGUUAGUGCCUCUUUGACGCGACUCGAAAGACAUGGCUUUAUAGCGGGGGGGGACGUUGAAGCGGGAGGCGGUAGCGGCGAGGGUAGCGGUGGAGGACUUGAUGAUGACAGCCUCCGGUUUUACAGAUUCAAGUGGGACACACAUCGGUUCAUUUCAGACUGGGCGCCAGAAUCUUCUGCCCAGGCACGUAGAAAAUGGACUCGAUUUUUGGUACAUGCUGCACCAUUGUAUGGGCUAUUUUUUUUCCCGUUCCUUCUUCUCGUGUAUUUUUUGGCUUAGUCUCUCUCAGCCUGCAAGCGACGUUCCUGAGGAGGGUCUGAAGUUUGAGUAAGUGGAGGGUCUUGUCAUGCAUGACCUUCCGAUGACGAGGUUAGUUCGGGUUCUGCAACUGUUCAGCGAAACGAAUGAAGUUGGCUCGAUUGACGAAGUCGAACAGUUGUUCGCGAAAGAGAGAUUUGAAUAUUAUAAAUAUUAGUGUUUUUUACUUGUUUUUUCUAUCGUCGACUUGGCUGUAGGAGAGUGUGGUUUUGUCCUUCGGAGUACUUGUUGUCCUUAUCAUGUAUCGUAGUACGCGCAAAUUAACAAAGAGCAGUCAGUCAAUGCUUCUCUUGAACGCGAGCGAUGUUCCAAUGAACCCUCAACUUAGCAUUCUCGCAAAGUACUGUGCCUGGUACCGCGGUUAACAUGAAUGAAUGCGGUUCAUGGCAGUCUGGGCUGAGAAUGGAAUGGAAAUCCCCCGCCAGGGAAGAAUGAAAGCAGUUCUUAUAGGAGUUUUUUCCGCGCGCGAAGCGCGCGUGCGAAAAAAAAAGCGGAGCGAUAGCGGAGUUUUUUUUUCGCAAAAAAACUGUUUUAGAUGGGUCCUUUUUUUUUCCCCGCCUGGGUUCUGCGCACGUUGAAUAACACCGCCUGUCAGCCCGACCCCUGAAUUAAUUACUGUUCUCAAAUUGAUGUCCGUGUGUGUGUGUGUGUGUCCGCACCACCUUUGCACCGAUAAACAAGCCGUUUGAGGAUCGUUUUCGGUGCGGAAAAGUGCACAAGCUGUAGCGUAACAAGGCCAUCAUUCCGCACCCAAGCGUUUCUCAUUUCGUGCCCGCGUCGCUGCGUUCGGUGCCGAUAUGUACUCUAUUCACAAUCCGUUUCAUCGAUAACUGCGCCAAUUGGCGACGUUCUGCAAAAAAAACGAGUGCCCAAGCCUACUCCUAAUAGGUGAACACUUCUCGCGUCGUUGUUUCCUUGCACCAACCCCUAAGUCACUCGUUCACACCCGGUUUGUCCUCUCUUUGCGGCGUCCUUCAACUGUCAUUUGGGACACGUGUUUUUUUGUUUGUUUGCUGCUCUCCCAUCAUUGGACUCUGCCGUCUGCCCCUCUGGCCCCUAUCCUCCACUUCUACUGGCUAGACGAUCCAACCGGGGUCACAUAGGAGGGGGGGGGUUGGACCCCCCUCCUGCAGUUCAUGCCUGAGGUACUUUCCGCAGCACGGGUUAUGCUGUUGUGAUGGUGCGCGCGGAAAAAACUCCCCCCACUGUGGAAAAGAGGGUUUCGUCCUCGACAGACGUUGGGGAGUUUCAACGUUUAUGAAGGUGUUCUCCACAUUACCCCCCCCUUUUUCGAGGCUUCUUGUUUGCUAGGCAAGAGAAGUCUUCUUGGGGUAACUCCCACUGUGGAAAAGAGGGUUUCGUCCUCGACAGACGUUGGGGAGUUUCAACCUUUAUGAAGGUGUUCUCCACAUUACCCCCCCCUAUUUCGAGGCUUCUUCUUGUUUGCUAGGCAAGAGAAGUCUUGUUGGGGUAACCGGACCCCGACCGGCUGGCGGCGAGUAGAACCACCUUUUUUCCAACAAUCUUCUGUGCGUGUGUGCGGGUACACCACUUCCGCCACGCAUUGCCAGAAGUUUCGAGUUCGAUAGACAGUGCAUCGUUUCUUGGCCCACCCACCGUUUUUCUUUUUCUGUACUCCGGAAGAAAAUUAG
Messenger RNA from Ectocarpus sp. CCAP 1310/34, 2860 nucleotides. The record is from the annotation of a GenBank genome assembly. Lineage: Eukaryota; Phaeophyceae; Ectocarpales; Ectocarpaceae.